Messenger RNA from Hippocampus zosterae (dwarf seahorse), 1581 nucleotides. RefSeq names its product phosphatidylinositol glycan anchor biosynthesis, class C (gene pigc). Gene Ontology annotation, cellular component: glycosylphosphatidylinositol-N-acetylglucosaminyltransferase (GPI-GnT) complex; membrane. Lineage: Eukaryota; Metazoa; Chordata; Actinopteri; Syngnathiformes; Syngnathidae. Gene Ontology annotation, biological process: GPI anchor biosynthetic process. The transcript has 3 exons. Bases 266 to 1150 code for a protein of 294 amino acids. The record is from RefSeq and is a predicted model, not a curated record.
CGGAAGCUAGCAUAGCAGUAAGAUCCGCUGCCAAGAGCAACGUUCUCUUCGGGUAAGAGCUCCUAACUGAACCGGGAAGUGUUGUCAACGUUCGGGUAAGUGGUCCUAACUGUAGUAUCGGGAAGUGUUUCCAACGUAUCGCCGGCCAUAAAUAUAAUAGCUCAUGAGCGAUGGAUACGUUUCUUUUAAAUUAACCGGAUCAAACCCGGAAGUUACUGCUGGUGAUUUAAGCGCGCAGGCGCGUUGAUACGCAAGACUUGCGGCAAUGGGGCCAGACGACGGCCCAGGUACCGCUGUGGCCUGGAGGAAGGUGCUGUGGGAGCGCCAGCCGUACCCGGACAACUACGUGGACCAGCGCUUCCUGGAGGAGUUGCGCAGGAACGAGGGCCUCCGCCAGUACCGCUACUGGGCCGUGGUGCGUGAGGCGGGCCUGGUGGGGCAACAGCUCUCCUGCGUGGCCAUUUUCAUCACCCUCUGGCUCUACAUGGAGCAGGGCCUCCUAUCCCCAGGGACUCUCCUGCUUAUCAGCCUAGCGAGUUCCCUGCUGGGUUACGGACUGUACCAAGCCCUCGCAUCUCAGGCGGAACCCGUUCUGCAACCUCGGACCUGUUGGGCUGACUUACAGAGUGUCACCAUUUUCCUGUCCCUCAUCUUUGGCUUCUCGCCCGUGCUAAAAACACUCACAGAGUCCGUGAGCACGGACACGGUGUACGCCAUGUCGGCCGUCAUGCUGCUGGCUCACCUCGUGUCCUUCCCUUACACUCAUACGUCUCCCCCGGGCAGCCUGUCACUGAACGCGGCCCUUUUUGCGUCCGUGUGUCUGGCCUCCCGCCUCCCAGGAGCCCUGCAUACCUUCACCAUGCUCAGCUGCGCCCUUAUGGUCUUCGCCCUGUGGCCCUGCCUGCUGAGGCGGGUGAAGAAUGGGGCCCCGCAUCAUUUCGCCGCCGUGUGCGUGGGAGUAUGUGCAGCGGGUGUGGGCGGCCUGGCAUCACGCUGGCCCGGCGGGGCAAUCAUCCUCGCACUGGCCCUGGCUACCGUGAUUCUGCUCUGCCCCUGGCUGCUGGUCCAGCUGCAGAGGCACAAGGACAACAUCCACGGGCCGUGGGACGAGGCGGAGAUCAGAGAGGACCUCAGCCGCUUCCUCCAAUGAAUAAGGCCUGGUUGAAGCAGACGUGGGCUAGACACUUCAUUAGGUACAUAAGCUCAUGAGAUCCAAUGGAGCCUUUUUUUUUAAUUGAAAAAUUAAAAUUGGCUCAUCACUGAGACUUCUUACUUGCAUUUUUUAAAAACUGGGUGACUUGGGGAUUUGUUGUAGUUGGCCACUUUUGUUCUCAUCUUUGAUAUUAAAUAUAAAAGUAAAAAACAAAGUGGAAGAGAUGUUUUUUUUUUCCAUAAAUGUUGUCAUUAUGUAUUGUUGCGUGUCGAAUUUUGAGGAAAAUUAAGUCAGUUCUAUUCUGAAAUAAAGCUGUAACAAAAUAGUGAAGAAUUUCUGGUUCUAAUGAGACUAAAUAGAAUGUAUUUAUUACUGCAGUGUAUGAACAUGAAUAAUUUUACUGUAAUAAAUAACUUUUUUUAAAAUCC